AUGGGUUUCAUCGACUUCGUUUCCGACGCUGGCCUCACUCUCCUUGAGAACUGGACCAAGACCCGUUCUUACAUCGUUGGCUACGGUCCUUCCCAGGCCGAUGUCAAGACUUUCCAGGCCCUGAAGGCUCAGCCUGAGGUCGCCAAGUACCCCCACGCCUACCGCUGGUACAAGCACAUCGCCUCUUUCGAGUCCGAGUUCUCUUCGCUGCCCGGUGACCCAACCAAAGAGUUCACUGCCUACGGCCCCGAGUCCGCUGAGCUUACCGUCAACCCCGCCAAGGCCACCGAGAACGCCGAGGAGGAUGAUGACGAUGUCGACCUCUUCGGCUCUGACGACGAGGAGGAGGAUGCUGAGCACGCCCGUGUCCGUGAGGAGCGCCUCAAGGAGUACGCCGCAAAGAAGGCUGGCAAGACGAAGCCCGCCGCCAAGUCGAUUGUCACCAUGGACAUCAAGCCCUGGGACGAUGAGACCGACAUGAAGGAGCUCGAGGCCCACGUCCGUUCCAUCGAGAAGGACGGUCUCGUCUGGGGUGCCUCUACCCUCGUUCCCAUCGGUUACGGUAUCAAGAAGCUCCAAAUCAACUUGGUUGUUGAGGACGACAAGAUCUCGCUUGACGAGCUCCAGGAGGAGAUCGCCGAGUUCGAGGACCACGUCCAGUCCAGUGACAUUGCUGCCAUGCAGAAGCUGUAA
Aureobasidium pullulans EXF-150 is the source of this 693-nucleotide messenger RNA. RefSeq lists its product as uncharacterized. The transcript has 4 exons. Gene Ontology annotation, molecular function: translation elongation factor activity; guanyl-nucleotide exchange factor activity. Bases 1 to 693 code for a protein of 230 amino acids. The record is from RefSeq and is a predicted model, not a curated record. NCBI's taxonomy places the organism in Eukaryota, Fungi, Ascomycota, Dothideomycetes, Dothideales, Saccotheciaceae. Gene Ontology annotation, cellular component: eukaryotic translation elongation factor 1 complex; cytosol. Gene Ontology annotation, biological process: translational elongation.